CAAAAUGCAUUUCUCAAUACUCCCCAUCUUCCUCGCCGCUCUCCUCUCCCAAUCAACAACAGCCCAAACCAUCGCCGAAGAAAUCGAAGCCCAAAACGAUGCCGGCGCAGAAGGGCCCUCCUCCGAGUCAUCCGUGGGCGUCUCCUCAGAGGGCAUGAUCAUUCUCUGCACGAUAGUCGGCGUCGUUGUUCUCAUAGGAGUAUCCUCCGCGGCGCUCUUCGUCGUCGCAAAAAGACGCCAAUGGGCCAUGCGCGAGACGAUCACUCGCUCUGCACGCCAGGUCACGCAGGCUAUCAAGACGCCGUUGACCCCUCGGUUUCCGCGAAUGAAGCCCCAGGGGCGGGAUGAUGGUGGUGGUGCUAGGGGGGGUGGAAUGAGAGGUAUCGCGAAGCAGCAGACUAAGGAUGUUGAGAAGGGGUCUGUGAGUGACGAGGAUGUUAAGAAGAAGGGCGAUGACCGUAGGGAGUCUAGGGGGUGGGGAUCGCGUUUCUCGUUUAAUCGGGGGUAG
Molecule: messenger RNA, 508 nt
Organism: Aspergillus campestris IBT 28561
Lineage: Eukaryota; Fungi; Ascomycota; Eurotiomycetes; Eurotiales; Aspergillaceae
Exons: 2
Coding region: 5-508 (167 amino acids)
Source: RefSeq, a predicted model, not a curated record